This is a messenger RNA of Drosophila subpulchrella, 759 nucleotides long. RefSeq lists its product as uncharacterized. The coding region runs from base 27 to 695 and encodes 222 amino acids. The transcript has a single exon. Lineage: Eukaryota; Metazoa; Arthropoda; Insecta; Diptera; Drosophilidae. The record is from RefSeq and is a predicted model, not a curated record.
CAAAUCUGUAGAAAUCAGUAGAAAUCAUGAGGACCGCCGCCGUCAUUAUCCUGACCCUUUUCGUGGCCAGCGGAUGGGCCCAGCCGCUGGAGCUUCCCGGCCAGCUUCCCGCCCAGCUGGACGCCGAGGUGCACAGCGUGGUGGACGAGAUGACCGAGAUUGGCAAGUCCACCGGCUUGGCCCUGAUCCAGCAGUACGAUGAGAUCGUCCGGGAGCCGCAGCAGGAGCUGGAGGCUGCCCUCGACCAGGUGGAGUCGCGUCGCCAGGAGAGUCCCGAGUGCGUUGCCGCCGAGGAUGAGCAGAUCGCCCGCAUUGUGGAUGCCGCCCAUGAGGAGUUGCACUCCUGCGGCAUUGUUGCCGCCCAGACAUCCGCCGAAAUCGCCACCGAUGUGAGCGCCGCCACCCAGCAGUUGGUCUAUGGGGGCUACAACGUGGCCAGCACCUACAACAAGUGCCAGAGCUACAAGAACUCCGUCCUCAAGAAGAGCUGCAUGACCAAGUUCUACGUCCAGGCCACCCUCUAUCUGGUCAGUGCCCGCUCCUCCGUCAAGACCAUCAAGAAGUCCACCAGCGAGCGCAUCCCCGCCGUCUUCGUCGACGGCAACGCCUGCACCCACUCCGCAUCCUCGCAGGCGGUGCUCGGCCUCCAGGAGGUCAGCAGCCACAUCGACGCCUGUGUCUCCCGACGCCGCUAGGUCAUGCACCAAGUCAGCUAAUUGUUUAACGCUAAUAAAAAUUAUGGAUAUUCUGUGCAAAAAA